UCAAAAUAGUUCUUCGCCUUUCUCGAUAGGAUUCUUGAAUAUAUUUUUAUCAAAGAUAUUCCUUUUCAAUUAUCUAGUGAAGACGUAAUAAAACUGCAACAAAAUGGGAUUUUCGCUAAAAGUAACAUAAGUAGUUUAAAAAGUUUACAACUGGACAUAGUGAUUGUUCAUGAUGUGGACACAGCGAGAUUUAUUUUCUUUGUACGAUAACUCGCCAGACAGAUUGUUUGACCUGUGUAUGGACUAUAUUGUGGUUAACUUGAACAUCAUCACUGAAUUAGAUCCAGCAAGUCGUUGGCGCAAGCUCAAGGAUGACAUCAUAAUGCCUGGUGAGAUUUGCGAGAAAUUUCUCCAAUAUUAUCAAAGAAAAAAUCGUGUCAAUGACAACAUAGCUAAUGUAUUCCGGGACACGGAAAACACUACACUACGCUCGAUAAAAUUACGAAAUUCGCGGAUAACCGACGAGGGUUUGCGCUGUCUUAUGGCUCAUAGGCCUGUGCAGCUGGAGUUGUCACAGUGCGACUACUUGUCACAGCAUCAGCUAGAGAUAAUUAACAACAACGCUGACCGCCUGGUGUCCCUCAAAUUCGGUCCACUCAAUUACACUAGUGAUCAACCAGAUGAAAGGGCAAAAAGAGGACCAUACAUAGAUGCCCCUAUGCUUCAACAUCUCACCAUUCAGUGCAGAGGAGUAGCGAUGUUUCCACUAAUCCUGCUGAAGAAUUUAAACAAUUUAACUCACUUGGACCUGUCUGAAUACUCGUCAUCCGGUUCCGCAUGGGUCCUGUACGAGAUGAAAAACUUACGUUCUCUGGUGUUGCACUGUGUGCCGUGGUCUAAAGAAGUGAUAGAUUGGAUUUGCAUUCAGAGUCAGCUCAGACAUUUGGAUAUUUCGCAAGCCAAUGAAAGAUGUGGUAAAUAUGUUAGUCCAAAUGAAACAUUGGCAAAAAUUAUAAUAAGUUUGCCACAUUUAGUGUCAUUGGAUAUAUCUGGCACAAAUUUAGCUGGCACUGGAGCAGCUUUGUGGCCAGAUUUAUCACCACCAGAGGUUAUAGAAAAUCCAAUAGAUAUUGAGACCCAUGUGCGCUGCGACAUACCAGGUCUGGUUACCAGAGUCUAUAACCCUCUGGAGUUCCUCGGUAUGUAUGGCACUCAUCAUGGAGCCUGUAAACGCCACGACAUACCUGCCAAAGUGAUCACAGGCGAUGCCAAUGAGGAGCAGAUAUUGACCGCUGGAGCGGUAUACAUGGAGAGGCCGGCUAUGCUGACCAGAGUACUCAAUGACUUGUACUAUCUAUUCCGUAGUACGGAUAGAUAUAAUGCCUACGUGGGCCGAGCCCUGUGUGUCGUUCUGAAAGCUAUGGAACUACAUGUGUCUGAGAAACAUAUACAGAUCUCUGGAAGCGCUACACUAUUCUACAUAGUGAAGGGCAAGGAGAAACAGCGUAUGGGUAUGAAGCUGAAGCGGCGCAUCAUUACAGCUCUACUCGAUGGUAUGGACGCUCAUCUUGGCGAUGAUACGAUGAUGAGAAACGGCUGCCUCACACUAUGCCAGUUCAAGAUACCAGUUGAUGUGUUGUUCGAGUACGAGCGUGUAGUUCACAUACUACUGAACGGUGUUGCUGACGUGAACCAGGAGAGCUUCGUGCAGCGCAUAGCAAUAUACUUGCUGAACUCGCUGGCCUGCCAAGUUGAUGGCACUCAGAAGAGAUUCCUGGGAAGUAACGGGGCAAUCUCGAAAAUGCUCAAUCUAAUCUCUGACCGGCUGGAGCGGCGGGUGUGCGACGAUGUGCUGGAGGUGGCCUGGUCCACCAUGUGGAACGUCACGGACGAGACGCCUCAGAACUGUCAGCGGUUCCUCGAAAAUAGAGGCAUGGAGUACUUCCUCGCCUGCCUCAAGUGUUUCCCCGAUAAAGAGGAGCUACUCCGCAACAUGAUGGGUCUCCUGGGUAACGUGGCCGAAGUGCCCCAACUCCGGCCCCAGCUCAUGGACAAACUGUUCCUGUCCGUGUUCUACGAGCUGCUGGAAUCCUCCAGCGACGGCAUAGAAGUAAGUUACAACGCUGCUGGCGUCCUCGCUCAUAUGGCGUCAGACGGUCCCGAAGCCUGGACAGUGGAGGAACCGGCCCGGGAGGCGGUACUUGAGCGUAUAGCGGCUGCCGUGGAGCGGUGGAAUCUUCGGGUCGAGAGGAAUAUAAACUACCGGUCCUUCGAGCCGAUACUCGGUCUGCUCAGCGCUCAUCACACGCCGCAGUGCCAGCACUGGGCUGUUUGGGCGCUGGCCAACCUCACCACCGUCUACCCGGAGAAAUACUGCAGCCUGGUCGAAGCAGAGGGUGGUAUUGGUCUGCUCUAUGGUCUGCUCAACAACCCCUGCUCCUACAACAUGAUCAAGGAGCUGGCCUGGAAAGUGAUCGAGAACUGCCAGAACUACUCCCUCCGAGGAGAGACCGGGGAUCCACCGGCCAUAGCUCCGGACAACUAACUAAUGGACUUCUUCGGGGAAAUCGAUCCCGAACUUGAAGAACAGUGAAUAGUGUGGACCGCAGUGGCUAUCGAGCUUAGUGUGUGCUUCAACUAAACAUAAUUGAUUUUUUCAUACGAGAUUAUAUUAUUAGCCCGGGUUCCCUGGAACAUUUUUUUGCCUUGAUUACUAUCAAGCAA
This is a messenger RNA of Aricia agestis (brown argus), 2664 nucleotides long. RefSeq names its product protein zer-1 homolog. Gene Ontology annotation, molecular function: protein binding. The record is from RefSeq and is a predicted model, not a curated record. Lineage: Eukaryota; Metazoa; Arthropoda; Insecta; Lepidoptera; Lycaenidae. The transcript has 8 exons. Gene Ontology annotation, cellular component: Cul2-RING ubiquitin ligase complex. Bases 170 to 2485 code for a protein of 771 amino acids.